Amoebophrya sp. A120 is the source of this 5733-nucleotide messenger RNA. NCBI's taxonomy places the organism in Eukaryota, Dinophyceae, Syndiniales, Amoebophryaceae. The record is from the annotation of a GenBank genome assembly.
CCGCAGUAUUUUGCUCCGAGUCGAAAUGAACGUCUCCUAAUGAUCAAUGAAAUCGAUGAUACUUCUAGAAGGGGUGCGUUUUUUUUCCUUGCGGCUGACUAGAGACAAACAUACACAAAGUUUCGACUGAACCAAGAAAUCUCAUGGUGGACGCCCAGGCGCAGGCGAGCCUGCAAUUUCUGCAGGAGAACGUAGGCGAGGCACUGGCGGAGGGGUUCACGGCACUCAGUCUGGCGCAACCGGCAGAUGGCGUUGAGUUUUUGUCCACGUUUCUCUCCCAAUACGCUGUCGCGGCCAAGAAGAAGUCUGAUAGGGAUGCGGAGUUGAAAAAGAUCGCAAAAUUGAAAGCCGUUCUGGAGGCUGAGCAGGCAGAGCGAGACGCGGUAAAAGCUGCCGCAGAGAAGGCAGAAGCAGAUAAGGAAGCAAGUAUUUUUGUUUCGCAUAAUUCUUUUGUCACUUCUAGGAGCUUCCGCGCCUGUCAUGCAGAUUUUCGCGUUCGGGUACAUAUUCUAAACCAGUAUUCAAAUUCAUUUACUAGAUGGAAAUAGAACAAACCUUCUGUAUCUCACAGGAUUCGCGGCCUGCGCCGAGACACUAAAGACCUGCGAGGCUUUAUUCAACGAAAAAACUGUUUCACUGUGGUGCUCUUGCAAGAUCUGCAUCACAAGUUUGCUACACAUGACAAGGAAAAUUUGCCAUGCGCGCUUUACAAGGGAAAACACGCUUGAAAAUCCAAUGUCUUGCAGGUGUAGCAAGACAAACACUUUGGUGCUUCGUUCUCUGCAUCACAAGUUCACAGUGAAACAGUUUUUUCUUGCGAUAGGCCUGGUCAGAUGGGGUGUGGGAGGAGGUCGUGCACAAUAGUUGCGCCGUCCUCGGUAUCAAAUGUAAAAAUGUCUGGGUCUGGAAGAAUGCAUGUUUGUCAUGCUUGUCUGGCAUGACUCUUAAAUCUGUCAUGCAAGUUACCCAAGAGCCCCAUUUUUCUGUGAUGCAGAAGCGCACUUUGUCAUGCAGAAUAGGCAACACCUAGAAGCUCAGAAACUUGUGAUGCUGAGCCAGCAUUUCUGGCCUCAUCAUGAGACGCCACCCAGCAUCACAAGUUUCCAGACCCCGACAUUUUUACAUUUGAUACUCGGCGGAACCGCCGCAUACUUGAGCACACUCUGCACAACAACAGAGGAGCCAGAACUGCAAUACACACACGGUAGAAAUAAAGUUCAUCUGAUUCAUUAUGUUUUUCCCUAAAGUUGUGCACGACGAAGAUGUUUCUCGUUUUCCGCGACGAGAAAAGCAACCGACAAAAGUGCCCAGCAACGACAAUAAAUGAACAAUGAAUCUGAAUCGUUCCCAAACAGGUCAACCACUGAUGAUCAACAAGCUCCUGAAGGCCAGCGAGGGCGUAUCCCACAAGAUUUUCGAGGAAAUCCCCGAGCCCGAGGUCGAGGACGGCGUGGAGCCACCACCACACAGGAAGUUUCAGCACCUCUACAUCGAGUACGUUACCGUGAGGAAAAAUCCCCCCUCCCCAUAUUGAAAACGUAUGUUCCUAAAUAAAAUUUGUGAUGCUGAUUUGUGACCACAAAUCCUGUCUCUCUUGCAAGAAGGCAAAUCCAAAGAAUUCGCAGCCUUAUGGAGGCGAUUUGUGACGCUGUUUCACGUACAUGGCAGGCCUCUGUCAUGCUAAGUGCCUACAGCAAAACACCCCUGCGCAGGCUGAGGCUUUGCUUGUAGUGCCUCACUGCAGGACAGGGCUGAUUUGUGUACACAAAUCCAGCAACAGAAGUUUCCGUUUCGAUAUGGGGAGGGGGGAUUUUUCACUUUGAUAUACGUCACGGACGAACCAGCCAUGAAGUACUUCACCUGGAUGAAGCUCGGCGCCUACUUAUCGUAUUUAAAAACGUCCCCACCCCAACAUAGUUGUAAUGCAGAUCUGCAUGCUGAGCAUUUUUCUCAUGCGGAGCCCCAUGAGAAGCAUUUUCUAGUCGUGUUUUAGAAUUUGUCAUGCUCAAAUCAGCAUAGUAUACUAGAUCUUUGAUGCUGCUCAGCUAGCUCAAACAGCACUACACUACGAGUCCAAAUUUGUCAUGCAAAACAUCCAAAGCUUGUUGAUUUGUCUAGCCGAUUCCCCAUCUUGACUAUGGGGUGGGGACGUUUUUACAUAGGAUACUACUGCGCGGUCCCGAUCGUGUACAACAGUUAUCUGACGUUGGAGGCAUUCGCGGCGUUCCUGGAAUACGAGAAAAACCCACCAGUGCAGCCAGAGCCGGCGGAGGGGGAAGAGGCAGACCCAGAUUGGACGCCACCACCACCGGAGGCACCAACGGUCGAGGUAAAGAUGAGACACUGUUGUUUUGAUUAUGGGAAUAAAAAGUUUCUGUGAUGUUAUAACUGCAAGGGAUACCAGUAUGGAUCUGGAUGUCCUUGUGUGGAGGCUGCUAUAAUGCACAUGUACGAAUCAAUAAUCAAAAUUAUCAGGUAAGAAUGGCCGUAGGAGUCGACUGCUUGGGAACAAAUUUGAAGCUGAAGGCCGGGGAGGUCGACCGAGUGCACGGCCUGAUGGACACAGUAGCGGCAGCAAAGAACAGGGUGGAGUAUCAAGGUACUGUUUAAAUGGUAAAUUUCUCAUGUUGCACGAUUUUCGCGAAGGAAUUCAUUUUGUCUUGCAUCGCAACAAUAAGUAAUUUUGUCUAGGGCCGAACUGCUAUCAUCGAAAAUUCAGACGUCUGGAACCAAGCCAAAAUGUUCAACACCCCCUCCACUUUCGUGGAUGCCUUCGAAGCCGCAAAGGGCGCCGCAGCCGACGUCGACGGUGUAACCGCGGCAUACAAGGAGUCGAUGGGUUUAGAGGAGUUGUCGGAAACCCAGACGUAUCAACUGCAAAAGUGUCUGGGUCUGGAAACUUGUAAUGCUAAAAAUGAAUGCUAGACGCACUGCAAUACGCAGCUAUGCAUGACAAAUUUCUUGGCUGCCAUGUCUUACGUAUUCCGCAUGGCAAACUGCGUUUUUGCAUGACAGGCACGGGGGCUUUUUCGUCCCUAUGCAACACAAAGUCUCGAGUCAUGCCAGACAAGCAUGACAAACUUGCACUCUUCCAGACCCAGACAUUUUUGCAUUUGAUAAGACGGCACUCUGCAGCGCACAGGCCGCCUACAAUGUAGCUGUGGCAGCGGUCGGAGGUAUAGGAUUUUGAAUUUUUUUCUGGAAUUACCUCCCUGCUGGUGCUGACGAUGCAUAUUUUUUUUAUAUGAGUUUCAUCAGUUCCACACAUGGACUUGUGCUGUGCCAGCAGCAUGCUGAAUAAAGACAUCAUAAAACCAAACAGCCGUCUCCGCCAGCCUCGACAGUCUCUCCGUGUGCGUGGUCGUGCAACCCGAGGUCCUCGCCGUAACACGGUGCAUUGCCUACCUCUGCGGCUAUGACGACACGACCUUGGCCGGCGGGCCGCACAGUGAAUACACCUGGGCCUUGGCCAAGCAGGCGAUUCCAGGACUGGGUGAGAAGAUCGCGGCGUGUGAGUUGUCGAAACCAAGACAAGGCUUGAAGAAGGAACAAAGGUAAAAAAGAUCGCUUUAUUUUUUUCUGUGUUGGGGAUAAAUUUUUAUUUUACGUGUUGGCAGAUUAAAGAUGCAUUCCUCGACGAUGCAUGUAUGUAAGUACAGAUUGCAAUUUUAAUUUUAUUCAAUCGAGGUUUCCUAACAUCGCGGCCAUCAAGCCGGCCGAAAUCGCGGAUCCGCUGGAGAUGGGCAGCUUUGGCUUCACCGUCUUGUGCUACUGGCUCGACGCAGCCUGCGCCCUGAGGCAAGUAUCAAAUGCAAAAAUGUCUGGGUCUGGAAGAUUCUGAGACUUGUCAUGCACAUUUUGCAUGAGCCAUGAUAUCUGUGAUGCAUGCCCUAGCAUCACAGAUUUUUUGAGGGCUUCUUGAUGCCUAUUCCGCAUGACAAAUGCCCUCUCCGCGUGGCAACCAUUACGCUCCUUUGCUGCUCAUGCAAUACAGAUUUUUUUGGAAUCCAAAUGCAGCAUCACAAGUUGCAUUAUUCCAGACCCAGACAUUUUUGCAUUUGAUAGCAAGCCUACUUGGACGACGAGAAAGCGAAGUAUGACGUGCAGCGGGCGGCAUUCGUAUCAAAUGCAAAAAUGUCUGGGUCUGGAAGAAUGCAAGAUUUGUCAUGCAUAUUUCUCAUGACCCAUGAUGCCUGUAAUGCAUGACCUAGCAUCGCAGACUUUUAGAGGGCCUCCUGAUGCGCCUUCCGCAUGAGAAAUGCCCUGUCCGUAUAGCACAAAUUGUGACCCUCUUGCUGGUCACGCAAUACAAAUUUUUUUUGAGUCCAAAAACAGCAUGAUUCCAGACCCAGACAUUUUUGCAGUUGAUAACUCGAGGGAAACGCCGAUGUAAUGGCCAAGUGGUACGAGGCACAGGCGGUAUAGAAAUGAUUUUGUUUUGAACGGCGUGUAUCUACAUUCCGGUGUGAAGAUACAACGUAGUACGACGUGUAUAACAGCAUGCAUGAUUGGUUGUGAUGCAACCGAUGGUACGACGUCAACGACAUCCCCGUCGAUGAUGAUGUGAGGAAAGAAGCCUCGCUUUGUCGUUUACUUUAUUUUACCGCUACAUCAUUCAACAGUUGAAACUUUAUACCUUCACAUUUGUUACAGGCAAAAGCCGCUGCGGAGGCCGCGGGCGAGGAUCCCCCGGAGGUCGGUGAGAAGCCGGAGCCGGUCCCGAAGCCGACCCCGCUCGUAUCAACUGCAAGAAUGUCUGGAUCUGGAAGAUUGCCAGGUUUGUCAUGCAUAUUUUGAAUGACCCACGAUGUGUGUGAUGCAUGCCCUAGCAUCACAGAUUUUUAGCGGACUUUGUGAUGCUUCUACCGCGUGGGAGGUGCCCUCUCGCCGUGGCAAAAGCUGGACCGUUUUGCUGUUCAUGCAAUACAGAUUUUUGGAUAAUGCAGACACAGCAUCACAAGUUGCAUCCUUCCAGAGCCAGACACUUUUGCAUUUGAUAGCUCGCCGAGUGCGACGACGACUUCAUCGCGUCGGAGUAAACGGAUUUAGAUUUACUUCGAGGACCACUUCGAUGAGUUACGAGAAGGCAUGAAUCCGAACAGUAUGCUACUGGCUUUGAACGUCGAAGAACCUCCGAAUCACAGUUAACUAUUUGAAUCGCAGAUAGAACUUUUAUCAUCAGACAGAGUUACUUUUCCUCGUCGUCUCUGACACGUCGAGAUGAAAACGAAACCGAAUUUGUAGUAUUAGCUGAAUCAGACAAGAAAGCAGGAAUCGAAACCACUAAAAAAUUGCAAUCAUCAGACACGAAGAAACUAUGACAGAUUGUUUUCAUCACCGAACGACAGACACGACCAGAAUUACUAUACCUCAGACAACAGACACGAGCGAUUUAUUUCACGAGGAAAAACGCUCAGCUGCAGUAGUCAGUUCUCCUACGGCGCAGCUGAAGCGAGGAGCAGAGAAAAUGAAUUUAUUGUCAAAUAAACUGUAACAUUAAAAGCGAUUUUUCACCGAACUAGAAUCCUUGUCCCGAGAAUAUUAAGCGCUUGCUUGACGCUUUACAGUAAAUGAAAAUUAUUAAGCAAGCAGCAGUUUCAAUUGGAGGUGCUCGAGGGCUGUAGCACCACAACUAGUCCAUCGAUAUUCUCUGCUUUGCACAGUCGGUCCGUGUCAGGCAGGAUGAAAACAUUAGCUGGAGAACCUGGUGGAGGAAGAGGACCGGAAUCUGAU